Phlebotomus argentipes is the source of this 2149-nucleotide messenger RNA. RefSeq names its product transcriptional repressor protein YY1-like. Gene Ontology annotation, biological process: regulation of transcription by RNA polymerase II. The record is from RefSeq and is a predicted model, not a curated record. Lineage: Eukaryota; Metazoa; Arthropoda; Insecta; Diptera; Psychodidae. The transcript has 6 exons. Bases 457 to 1650 code for a protein of 397 amino acids. Gene Ontology annotation, cellular component: transcription regulator complex; PcG protein complex. Gene Ontology annotation, molecular function: DNA-binding transcription factor activity, RNA polymerase II-specific; RNA polymerase II cis-regulatory region sequence-specific DNA binding.
ACUCAUUAGCAAUUGGGUGUUUGGUUGAAAAACGAUUUAGUUUUCCGUCGAAUUCGACCGAAGUGCUUGUGUCUCGAUAUAAACGCUACGGAUACUAAUAAAUCACGAUUUAAUCAAUAAAACUUGAUUACUGCGGUUUUCGAUAUAAAAAGCCUCAAUGUUUCAAUUGAGACAUAACCAAAUAUAUUCUUGUUCAGCCUUCAAUUCCAUGUUGGAUGCUACAUAAUACGAAUCAAAAAUAAAUUCAUGUGAUAAUGUGGCGCGUAGAAUAGUGCGGUUCCAGGGACAAAUAUAGAUUUGUCUGAUAUAGUACAUGACAGCAUUUGCUUGUCAAUUGCUUGUAUUUUCAAAAUAAGAUAUUGCUUUAUUGGGUACUCGAGACGCCAGCCUUCCACAAGAAUUUACUUGAAGUAGCGAGUGGCAGCGUGUGUUGCCUCUCCCACGACGCCAACGAAAAUGAGUGGCCAGGAUAUAAUGUGCGAAGUGGAGAUUUCAGACUCAAAUAUUGUGGAGGUUGUCGAAGCAGAUUUCAAUAAUAUUGGUGUCCACUAUGAAGAUUAUGAGGUGAGUGUGGGCGAUGAGCAGUACGAGGAAGUAACAUGUGAGACAGAAGACAGCCAGGGUCUCCUUAUGCACCAUAUGAAUGAUGAGAUAGCAGGGGAUCUGCAAAGCCAUGAGGAGGUGAUCGACACUCCAGCUGACCUUAGCGUCUACAGUGACGUUACCAGUCUUAAUAGCGACAUUUAUAUUGGAACCUCAACUGAACAGUCUGCAGCGUCCUCUUUGAACACUGCUCGCAUUCGUCGACGCGCUGUGAAGACGGAGGAUAACACCUCCAUUACUUCAAUUCAAAAUGUAGGCAAUGGAGAACUAGUUGGACCCCAAUUCGGUACGGGGAAAUCACGUCGAUGGGAACAGAAGCAAGUGCAAAUCAAAACUAUGGAUGGAGAAUUCAGUGUAACUAUGUGGGCAUCCGGAGCAUCCGACACAGACGAGGAUUCAACUCCAGAACCCGACCCUGAUUAUACCGAAUAUAUGACAGGCAAAAAGAUAAGCAGUAGCCAGGAUUGUGUACCUGGUGUCGAUCUCUCUGAUCCCAAACAGUUGGCAGAGUUCGCUCGGCCUGCUGGUCAUAAGUUAAAGUUCAAAAAGUCAACCCAAAGCUUGCAGGACUCAACAGAUCGUACCAUAGCGUGCCCACAUAAGGGUUGCAACAAGAUGUUUAGGGAUAAUAGCGCUAUGAGAAAACAUCUUCACACGCACGGACCGCGAGUUCAUGUUUGCGCAGAAUGUGGUAAAGCCUUUGUUGAGAGUAGCAAGCUAAAACGUCAUCAGCUAGUCCAUACUGGCGAAAAACCUUUCCAGUGUACUUUUGACGGAUGUGGGAAGCGUUUCUCUCUGGACUUUAACCUCAGAACCCACGUCCGCAUCCACACGGGUGAUCGUCCCUAUGUAUGCCCAUUUGAUGGAUGCAACAAGAAAUUUGCCCAAUCGACUAAUCUCAAAUCACAUAUACUGACACAUGCUAAAGCCAAACGCAACAUAGGAUCUGGUGGACGGCAUAAUGUAGUGGUCACUCCACCUGGAUACGUAAAAUUGGAAAUGCCAACAAUUGAGACAAAUUCCCAGUAUAUCGUAUACACAGAUUAAGUGAUGAUGUUAUUUGGCGAAGGCUGUGUAUCCAAAAAGAACAAUGGAACAAGAAGGCAAACUCUGUAUGUAGAUUGAACAUGCCUUUGCAUAAGAUUGCCAGCGAGAGAAAACCGCAAAAUAUAUUAAUUAAGAAAUAGACUUUUGGUAAGGGGGGGAGUUGUAUUAUGAUUACAUAUAAGAUUAGAGAUGUGUCACAAUUAACUGUGUUUUAUUUUUUGUAUCAUUGUUUAUUGGACCCAGAUGCUAUUCACUGAAAAUCAUAAAGUUUUUUAUUCAACUUUAUUAGUGAGACUUAUAUUCUCAAAUGCCCAGUCACAACACAAUUUUUAGCAGUUUAAUUCCUACUUUACUUUCUAGGUUUUUUUAUUAUACAAACUCUCUGGUUUGGAAAUGUUUCUGAUAUUUUUGUUAUUCUAUUUUAUAUGUUCGUCUUUUCAUACUGUGGUUAUAGAAUUAUCCAACUUCAAAUGUGUCACAAUAAAAUUUGUAUUACCUA